AUGAGAGCUCUUGUCUACACGGACGUCGAUACGGUCGAGUUUAUGGACCGGCCAAAACCUACCGUGACAGCUCCCACGGAUGCAGUCGUCAAGAUGCUACACACCACUAUCUGCGGAACAGAUCUUCAUAUCCUGAAAGGCGACGUGCCUUCGAUCAAGACAGGUAGGAUUCUCGGCCAUGAGGGAGUCGGAGUGAUCGAGUCGCUCGGAACAGCCGUCGAUGGCCUGAAGAUGGGAGACAAAGUGCUGAUCUCAGCUAUCACGGCUUGCGGCGUGUGUAAAUUCUGUCGAAGAGGCAUGAGUUCGCAUUGCCUGACGGGAGGCUGGGUGCUUGGGAACCAAAUCGACGGCACUCAGGCGGAGUACGCGCGAAUUCCGCAUGCGACCUCGUCUCUGUAUAAACUUCCUGAAAGCGUGGAUCCCCGUCAAGCGGUGAUGCUAUCGGAUGCGCUCCCGACGGGACUCGAAUGUGGUGUACUCAAUGGAAAAGUACAGCCUGGAAAUAAAGUUGCUAUUGUCGGAGCUGGACCCGUCGGCAUUGGAGUGCUGCUGACUGCUAGGCUGUACUCUCCAUCCUUGAUUGUGAUGAUCGAUCUGGACGACGCUCGGCUCGAGGUCGCAAAGAAGUUGGGAGCUCAUUAUGGAGUGAACCCCAAGGCGCCAGACGCGAUGUCCAAACUGAAGGAGCUCACGGAUGGAGAGGGCUUCGACUCGGUUAUGGAAGUCGUUGGUGUCCCUGCGACGUUCGAGAUGUGUCAGGAACUGGUCGCACCUGGAGGUACGAUCGCCAAUGUGGGCGUGCAUGGGAAGAAGGUCGAUUUGCACCUUGAGAAAUUAUGGGAUCGCAAUAUCAGUAUAACGACCCGACUCCUGGACGCCGUUACUAUCCCGAUGCUUCUUAAGCUUAAUGAAUCCGGAACUCUUAAUGCCUCGUCGCUAGUAACUCACACGUUCUCAUUCCACGACGCGGUCAAAGCGUACGGCACUUUCCACGCCGCGUCUCAUCAUCAGGCAUUGAAGGUUGUGAUUGACAUCUAA
Molecule: messenger RNA, 1038 nt
Organism: Paecilomyces variotii
Lineage: Eukaryota; Fungi; Ascomycota; Eurotiomycetes; Eurotiales; Thermoascaceae
Product: chaperonin 10-like protein
Exons: 3
Coding region: 1-1038 (345 amino acids)
Molecular function (GO): oxidoreductase activity; zinc ion binding
Source: RefSeq, a predicted model, not a curated record